UUCCCAUAUUAAAACCUAACAAAGAGACACGCAGUAAACAGCGCCUCUUCCAUAGAGCACAGUCCGCAGCCGGAGUUUGCAUUCGUUUCUGGUGCUGUCUGUUGAUUCCACUAAGCAAACCAAACAAGGCAGGCCCCAAGUAAUACUGUGAAAUCCAUAUUGAAGUAUAGCAAGGUGAAAGAAAGUACAAGAGAAUGGCAAAGUCUUUGAGAUCAAAGAAGGAGAAGAGGCUGAGGGCAAUUCGAAGGGAGCUUGUUGAACCUUUCUAUGACAAGAAAGAAGCUGCUAAGCUGGCUGCCCAGGAGGCUGCUCUUGCUGCACCGAAGUUGGAGGUUCCUUCGAAAUCAAAUAAUACCAUGGAUGUCACCACUUCCACUGGCAACACCAACAUGGAUGUGGAGAUGGCUGACAGCAGUCAAAUCAUGGCUUCCUUAAAGCCUGUUGGUGGAAUAGGGAAGAAAAUGAAAAAGAAAUUGAAAAUAGCUAAAAACAAGCGCCGUGGUAAGGGAAAGGGAAAAAUUGGGAAGCGCAGAAUAUGACUCCAAGUAAAGAAUGGUUGUAUUGAAGCUGGUUAAGAGCUCCUGUGCUUUUUGUCUUGAUUCAUGAAUAGUGUUCAAAUUUUGACAGAGAAGAUGAAAACCAAUGAAAUCUCUAUUGUAAGCUAAGAACCUUUAUGAAAAUGGCCUUGAAGAACUAGCCAGCCAUUUGAAUUCCUAUAUGAAAUUUACUUUUGAAGUUUCUACCAUAA
Molecule: messenger RNA, 748 nt
Organism: Vigna radiata var. radiata (mung bean)
Lineage: Eukaryota; Viridiplantae; Streptophyta; Magnoliopsida; Fabales; Fabaceae
Exons: 4
Coding region: 195-539 (114 amino acids)
Source: RefSeq, a predicted model, not a curated record